Molecule: messenger RNA, 933 nt
Organism: Nothobranchius furzeri (turquoise killifish)
Lineage: Eukaryota; Metazoa; Chordata; Actinopteri; Cyprinodontiformes; Nothobranchiidae
Product: peptidyl-prolyl cis-trans isomerase FKBP14
Molecular function (GO): calcium ion binding; peptidyl-prolyl cis-trans isomerase activity
Source: RefSeq, a predicted model, not a curated record
UCCUCCUGUUCCCGUGUGUGUGAAGCUGAAGCUGCCGGUAUGUUGGUGCUGGUGCUCAGCUGGCUCUGCCUGCCCGCCGUAGCCUCCGUCAGCGGCGGGAAGCUGCCUGAAGCCGAGGUAAAGACCGAGGUCCUGCACAGACCCUUCAUCUGUCACCGGAAGUCCAAAUACGGAGACAUGUUACUGGUGCAUCACGACGGCUUCUUUGAAAACGGGACCAUAUUUUACACCAGUCGAAGUCAAGGUGCUGGUGACAAGGACGCCAUGUGGUUCACACUGGGCAUCCGACAAGUAAUCAAAGGCUGGGAUGUGGGCCUGCAGAAUAUGUGUGCUGGAGAGAAGAGGAGGCUGGUGAUCCCUCCAUCUCUGGCCUAUGGGAAAGAAGGGAAAGGUAAGAUCCCACCUGAGAGCACACUGACCUUCAUCGUUGAGCUGCUUGAAAUCAGAAAUGGUCCAAGGUCACACGAGUCCUUCCAGGAGAUGGACCUCAACGAUGACUGGAGGCUGUCCAAAGACGAGGUGAAAGAGUACCUGCGGAAGGAGUACGAGCGCUACGGCUACCCUCCUAACGACACGCUACACGAGAGCGUGGCUGAGGACAUUUUUGACAAAGAGGACAAGAACAAGGACGGCUUCAUAUCUUCCAGGGAGUUCACGUACAAACACGAUGAGCUGUGAAGUCACGAUUAACGCUACAGGGAAGCCUGUUUGGGCUAAAGCUGCUUUUAUGUGAGCUUUGUGUCAGCCUCUGUUUCCCAAACUAAGACCCGUUUUGUUUUCACCUUUGAAGAAAAUUGGUGAUCCAGACUGACCUGUCUUGGUUUCUUCUCCCAUUAAAAACACACCUUCCUUUGUGAAAUGAGACGACGUGCACCAUUUUUACAAGUUGUGGACAAAGAUAAAGAUGAGUAAAUAAAACUGAUGUUUUAUUCA